This is a messenger RNA of Empidonax traillii (willow flycatcher), 1199 nucleotides long. RefSeq names its product dual specificity phosphatase 13 (gene DUSP13B). Bases 29 to 607 code for a protein of 192 amino acids. Gene Ontology annotation, molecular function: MAP kinase phosphatase activity; protein tyrosine/serine/threonine phosphatase activity. Lineage: Eukaryota; Metazoa; Chordata; Aves; Passeriformes; Tyrannidae. The transcript is spliced from 3 exons. Gene Ontology annotation, biological process: negative regulation of MAPK cascade; protein dephosphorylation. Gene Ontology annotation, cellular component: cytoplasm. The record is from RefSeq and is a predicted model, not a curated record.
GUAGUGGGGUCUCUGCCUGGCUCCCAACAUGUCUGGGGCGGAGGUGCUGGACAUCCAGGGACCUGCAGGCGCUACGGAAUGCACGGGGGAUGUCCCGUCUCUUAAAGAAAUCGAGCAGCUCCUGAACACCGGGCGGCCCUCUUGCAACCACGUUGAUGAAGUAUGGCCUAAUCUCUUUCUAGGAGACCUAGUAACAGCUCACAACAGAUUUGUUUUGUGGAAGAUGGGUGUGACCCACGUUUUAAAUGCUGCCCAUGGCACAGCCUACAGCCACGGAGGCCAGGACUAUUAUGGAGCGACCAUUCAUUAUUAUGGUGUCCCAGCCCAUGACCUGCCAAGCUUUGAUAUAAGCCAGUUCUUUUUCUCUGCAGCACAAUUUAUCCACAAAGCCUUGAACACACCAGGAGCUAAAAUAUUGGUACAUUGUGCAGUUGGAGUAAGCAGGUCCGCUUCUCUGGUCCUAGCAUAUCUCAUGAUAAAUCACCACCUCCCAUUAGUUGAAGCCAUCAAAAGAGUGAAGGAGCAUCGAUGGAUUUCACCCAAUCGUGGCUUUCUGAAACACCUGCGAAAUCUGGAUGUUCAGCUACGGCAAAAGAAAGACUGCUGACUGGGCAAACCUAUUUACAUUCACUUUACUGAGUUUCAGCCUUCAUAGUUAUUGUGCAUAUACCACUUCCUAUGGUCAGUGCCUGUUACAAAAAUGAAGAAAAAUAUGCAUCAAAGGUCAACAGAACUGUAAAUGGAUUAAUUUUGAUAGCUCAGUUCCUCCAAGACCAGCACAGCCAACAUCAGCACUGUAAACACUGUGUGCUGUGGAGCUGCUGUGCCUACAGUGGUGCUACCAGAUGAAUCCACUGAAGUGGUUAAGAUGGACUGAGUUUGUUCCUGGUUUGUGCUAAUGCCAGAGGAAAGUUCAGUCAUUGCAUCUAGCUGUAAAUGAUGUUUGAGUUGCCUUUAAUUGGGAGGGUAACAAAGUCAUCUUCAUCAGUUUGGUUACAGUUCUCACAUGCAUGUUCUCGUAAGAAAAGCUUUUUGUGUUUCAGGCCUGCUUAUGUGGCAAGGGCAGUUUCUUAAGAGCCCAGGGACUCCUACAGAAACAUUCCUCUUUCACUGAUCUGCUAAAUAUUACAAUGCUGUAGAAAGCUUUGACAGCCAGAAGACCCACACCAGCAGAAUAAACGUCUGUGAAACUCUCUGCA